CCAGGAGAAAAAAGAAGAAGCUAUCACCUUACUGAAGGAUUCCAUUAAAUAUGGUCCAGAGUUUGCAGACGCAUAUUCAAGCUUAGCUUCGUUAUUGGCUGAGCAGGAGAGAUUUAAGGAAGCUGAAGAAAUAUACCAGGCUGGAAUAAAGAACUGUCCAGACAGCUCAGAUUUACACAACAACUAUGGGGUUUUCUUAGUUGAUUCUGGCUUUCCAGAGAAGGCAGUGGCCCAUUACCAGCAGGCAAUCAAACUUAGCCCCAGUCAUCACGUGGCCAUGGUGAACCUGGGGAGACUCUACAGGUCACUGGGAGAGAACAGCAUGGCUGAAGAAUGGUACAAACGCGCCCUGCAGGUGGCACACAAAGCUGAAAUCUUGUCACCUUUGGGAGCACUAUAUUACAACACUGGCCGAUACGAAGAGGCUUUGCAGAUUUACCGGGAAGCUGCAGCACUUGAGCCUUCUCAAAGGGAGCUCCGCCUGGCGCUGGCUCAGGUUUUGGCUGUGAUGGGUCAGACGAAAGAAGCUGAAAAGAUGACCAACCACAUUGUGUCAGAGGAGACUGGAUGCCUCGAAUGCUACCGCCUCUUGUCAGCAAUCUAUAGCAAGCAGGAGUACCACGACAAGGCACUUGAUGCCAUAGACAAGGCUCUCCAGCUGAAACCAAAGGACCCAAAAGUCAUAUCUGAACUUUUUUUCACAAAAGGAAACCAACUAAGAGAACAGAACCUUCUUGACAAAGCUUUUGAGAGCUAUAAAGCAGCCAUAGAACUAAAUCCAGAUCAAGCACAGGCCUGGAUGAACAUGGGUGGCAUCCAACACAUCAAGGGAAACUAUGUGUCUGCAAGAGCUUAUUAUGAGAAAGCCUUACAGCUGGUUCCAGACAGCAAACUGCUGAAGGAAAAUCUUGCCAAAUUGGAUCGCCUAGAAAAACGAUUGCAAGAAGUUCGAGAAAAGGAUCAAACGUAGCACCGUUUGACCCAGUCUCAUGGGAUAACGCGGGCGCCUCUGGAAGAGGAAAAAGUGACGGAGGCCUUGCUUUCACAUCAGCAGGGCCACAACCAAGGAAGCUUUCUUUUCAUUCUGAGUUCAGGGUGGCAUGUUUUCGGACAUCUGCUGGUAAUCCAGUGCUGAAGGACUUUCUGUGAAAGAAGACAAAAAGAGCAAGCAUGGGCAAGAAGGUCUGAAAGAGAAGGAAAACAACCACACAUUUUACAGAUUUUUGUUUGGUUUAACUUCAGAUUUCCCUUGACAUAUUUCUAUGGUUUUGCAACCUGGAGAUCUAAUUCCAUUUCUUUGUUUUAGACUUUUAUGUCCCAGAAAUACAGAAGCUUAAAAUGCUACGAGGGCAGAGCUUCUGUUCUCUAUGGGAUGAGAUAUUUCAAAAGAGGAUAAAUCCUCUGGCGUAAGCCAUAUGGAAAAUUCUGCCAAGAAUUAGCUCAUUUAAUUCUUGAGAACCAGAAAUGUGUAUCUAAUAGCUUUUGUAGAACCUUCCAGAAUAUGUGAGGAAAAGGGCUAUUGUUAAGUAGCUAUCUUAUAUCCUCCUAAGGAUAUUACUAGAGCCCUUUUGAGAAAUAGAUUCCACUCUCACGCAGGUUUUUCCCAUUGCCUAAUAUAGCAAAAGGGAAGCUUCUGGAAUUAUAUAUGGAUAUCUUUAUCCCUAGGAGAAAAUCAAGGAACUUGGUACCCCUAAUUCUUUAUGGAAUUGUUUAAAAUUAUUUUAAUUUUAUUAUAAGUAUUACUGGAGUAGUGAUUCUACUCAAAAGAUUUCAAAAGUGCAUUUAAAAUCAUAAAUGUUUCUGCCUCCAAAUAUAUUGUUAUUUUGGUGGAGAAAAAAUAUAUAGUAUAUUCUACAUAAAAAAAUAUUAAAGAUAUUCACUGAGAGAAAUGUCCUACUUUAUUAUCUUAAUGUUGAGACAUCAUGAGAUUUAUUUUUUUGAAAAAUAUAUUUAACAGUGAGGAACCUUUACAGGAUACCCCAGAAAUCUUCAUAGAUUCUAACUAGAUGGAAAGAGAGCUCUAUUUAUUGGUCUUCCUAGGCUUAAAGAGAACUUUGGGCUUAGAACAUGAGUGAUUGAAACCCGGAGUUCUUUGCUUUGGGGAAUAUCAUGGAGAAUGCUCUAAAAAUUUAGGGAAAAAGUCUAAAUUCAUAAGUUUAAAAAUAUAUAUUUAUAUUUAAAAGAUAGGGAAGGAAAAGUUGAACUCAGAAUUUGACAUUUAUUUUAGUACAUUAUUUAUUUCAUAACUUAUAAAAUAUUUAAUAUAUACACACUUCUUUUUCUGUCUGUACAAAGUGGUUUUAAUAGCAGCUUUCAAAACUGAUCUUUUAAAAAUCCAACUUGUAACAGUCCCUCCAAAACUUUGAACUGAUUAUUCUCUUGCUAAAAUUAAAGGAAUUUGGAAUCAGCUGUCAGCGUUCUGAUAGUAAUGUAUUUCGGAGGUGGAAAAAUUGGAACACCUGAUUCUAAUUUGGUUCUCAUCAUUAAAAACAAAACCCCUCCAGGCAGUGCUGCUCUCCUGCUGAGCCCGCAGGGCAUCACAGAGAUGGAGUAGCCUGAAGGCACUCAUAUUUCACAGUGCUCAGGCUAGGGCAAGGUAAAAUUAGCUUUCUGCUUCUUUCAACCCAGUAUCAGGAAGCACUAUUAUUAUUUUUUUGGUCAAGUCUAAAUAAACCGAAGAAAAACUUCUUUGGAAAGGGAUAGUGUAAGAAUAUUUAAAUGCAGAUGAUUACAGAAUUAGCAUGCAUCUGUGUGCAACAGUAAUCCAAUAACAUAUAUUACCACUAUGACCUUUGUUUCUAAUAGUUUUGCAGUGUUAUAUAUGAGAAAUUUAUUCAAGAUCUUAGUUAAGAUAUUUUCUUUCCCCUCCAAAAUUAUAGUUCUAAGACCAAGAAAUAUACUACAAUAUUUAUUGUAAAAUAAAACCACCCCACCCCCAAAUUGAAAAAACAGGAAACCCUAGCUAGUAACACUAUCUAGGACUUUAUCACAACUUUUCAAAAUAAUCUGAAACCAAAACUAAUGCUUAAAAAGUUAAUAGAAAAGACUGAGCCCCAAAACAGCAAUUAAUGCCUUACUUCGAGUGCUACUUAAGGUAGGAGAGUACCUUUAUUUGUUGGAAUACUUGAAAUGGCAAUUUCAGCCUAAAAGUUUUAAGGGAAAUGGGUCACAUGGCCUACAGGAAAUUUUCUCUGCCUUCUUUUAGGUGCUUUUCUAUCUCUUCCCAUCCCCCUGCCCUUUCCCUCUCUCCUUCCCUCUUUCUUUCUCUCUCUUUGUCACCCUGUCUCAUUCUGUCUGCACACACUGCAUCUCUUUGAACAUUAAAAGUGAGCACUGUUUUUCAAAAAAAGUAAGUAUUGUUUGUUGGAUUAGAUAUUUUCAUCCCAAUUAAUACCUUCACCAGGAUGUGGCCAAUGAAAUAUUUUUAGUUUUUCACAUUUAAAAUAAUGCCGAUAAAAUAAAUCACAUACUAUCUUCCAAGAUAUUAAGUAUAUUGGCUGGGCGUGGUGGCUCACACCUGUAGUCCUAGCUCUCUGGGAGGCCAAGGCGGGCAGAUGGUUU
Lemur catta (Ring-tailed lemur) is the source of this 3561-nucleotide messenger RNA. RefSeq names its product protein O-mannosyl-transferase TMTC1-like. Gene Ontology annotation, biological process: protein O-linked glycosylation via mannose. The record is from RefSeq and is a predicted model, not a curated record. NCBI's taxonomy places the organism in Eukaryota, Metazoa, Chordata, Mammalia, Primates, Lemuridae. Gene Ontology annotation, molecular function: mannosyltransferase activity; protein binding. The coding region runs from base 278 to 970 and encodes 230 amino acids. The transcript has 8 exons.